This is a messenger RNA of Talaromyces proteolyticus, 2208 nucleotides long. RefSeq names its product putative beta-N-hexosaminidase. The coding region runs from base 1 to 2208 and encodes 735 amino acids. The record is from RefSeq and is a predicted model, not a curated record. Gene Ontology annotation, molecular function: beta-N-acetylhexosaminidase activity. The transcript has a single exon. Lineage: Eukaryota; Fungi; Ascomycota; Eurotiomycetes; Eurotiales; Trichocomaceae. Gene Ontology annotation, biological process: carbohydrate metabolic process.
AUGAGAAGACUUCUUGUAGCGCCACUGUUUUUAACACUGGCAACAGCUGUAACUUGGCAGUUGCUUCCACCCCCAUUGACUUUCUCAAAUGAAUCGCAGUCCUUUAUUGAUUUUUCUUCGGUAUUGGUCGAAAAGAAGGUCUAUAUUGAGCGCAGGUUCUCCCAACGAAGGGACUCUGCUGGGCUCACGCUGAUUCCUCCCUCGGCAUACGAAUUUGCGCAAACCUUUAUUGACGACCUUGAGGAUAUCACCAGCACACCAUGGUCACUGAACGUGGUUGAGAAACUCCCCAAGCACGGAAAUGGUAUAUUCCUAGGAUUCUCGGCCCAGAACCUGACUUAUCAAAAUAAGGUCGCGACUGAAGAAGGGUACACUCUUGACAUUCGCUCCGAUGGAGGCGUUGUUAUUGCAGGGACUGGUUCCAGGGGCAUGUGGUGGGGAACGAGGACAUUAUUACAGAUGCUCAUACAAAAAGAGAGCUCCCCAAGCAACAUGAAGCUACCCGUCGGACAUUUUGUUGAUGCACCCGCAUACCCUACCCGUGGUUUUAUGCUUGACGCCGGGAGAAAAUGGUACUCUCUGUCGUUCUUGAAGGACCUCUGUACAUAUGCGUCUUUUUUCAAAAUGUCCGAGUUUCACUAUCACUCGGCCGACAAUUACCCAUUAUCGCGUGGUCACAACGAAACUUGGUACAAAGUAUACUCCCAAUUCUCAAUGAGACCCAUAAGCGAUGGUUUAUCUGGCCUUGUGCAACGAAAAAAUGAAACUCUAAGUCCCGAUGACCUGGAAGACUUUCAGCAGCAUUGUGCUAGACGGGGGGUUACCCUAAUACCAGAAAUCGAAGCUCCUGGUCAUGCUCUUUCGAUCACCAAGUGGAAACCAGAGUUAGCCCUCUUUAUUAAGGACUUACUCAACCUCAGCCAUCCCGAUACCAUUCCCACAGUCAAGAGCAUAUGGACUGACUUUCUCCCGCGGCUUCACUCAAAGGAAGUGCAUAUCGGCGCUGACGAAUAUGACUCGACACUCGCAGAUGACUACAUCAACUUUGUCAACGAGAUGUCGGACUGGAUACAGAAGACAUCAAAUAAGAAGAUUCGUAUCUGGGGCACGUACGAACCAUCGCCCACGAAUCUCACCAUAUCAAAAGAUAUCACCAUUCAGCACUGGCAAGCGGGCCAGUCGGACCCUACUCAAUUAGUCGCUGCUGGAUAUAAUAUUAUUAAUUCCGAGGAUAAAUGGGCAUACAUGUCAAUCAAGAACGACCAUGUCCCAAUUUCACCAGCCCCAUACCCAGUCUUUUUCAACGAGACCAAGUUGCUAAAUUAUGGUGAUAAGCAAGGCAAUCAAUGGGAUCCACGCGAUAUUAACUAUGAAAAUUUGACACUAGUGCUGGAUCCUGCAUCAAAGUCUAAUAAAGGCGCAAUAUUUGCGGCGUGGAACGAUAACGGUCCUGACGCAAGCACCCAACUAGAGGCUUACUAUGCUAUCAGACGAGGGGUACCUCUUGUCGCUGCUCGGGCUUGGUCUGGAUCAAGGGGGCCAUUGAUACACGGAGACACCAUCGACCAGACAAUUGACUUCCUAACACCACGCAUCCCAGGAGAGAACCUAGAUCGGGUAUUACUUCCUUCUCAAUCAAGAGGCGAUUCGCUGUUUUCUUGGAAGCGUCAACCACAUCAUUCCGAAAAAUAUCAUCUCAAUAAGGGUAGUAAAGGUCUCAAUUAUACUCUUACGUUAUCCGUGUCUGGGCCUUUUAAUCUGUCAUCCUCUGACGUGUCUCUCUCGCUCUCCGCUCCUAUCUCCAGCAAUUCCUCCAGCACUUUAGUCUUCACCUCUGACGGCUGGUCUUACCCUCUACGCUCAACAUCUUACAACGACAGCACCUAUUUCCCUGAAUCGCCUGGCAUGGGUCGUAUUUGGGGGACGCCACCAGGGAAUAUGACGGAAUCUUCGCACGUGCCAGUGGCCAUCGCCAAUCCCUCUCUUGAUCACCCAAUAAAGAUUACAAUCACAAGCGAUGCUAUACGAGGAAGCAGAUGCUGGGUUGAGGGUAAUUUUGUAGGCCGUUUCGAGGUUCUUGUAUUCGGGGGCCACAAUGUUUAUGAGUCGUGGAGCCAGAUGGCUUUUGUAGCCCCGUUGGAGAUGGUGGAAGGCGGCAUUCUGGAAAUCGAUCUGGUGGAGAACAUUGUCGAGCAAGCACAUAAGUAG